Verticillium alfalfae VaMs.102 is the source of this 573-nucleotide messenger RNA. RefSeq names its product TOXD. Gene Ontology annotation, molecular function: oxidoreductase activity, acting on NAD(P)H. The record is from RefSeq and is a predicted model, not a curated record. The transcript has 2 exons. Bases 1 to 573 code for a protein of 190 amino acids. Lineage: Eukaryota; Fungi; Ascomycota; Sordariomycetes; Glomerellales; Plectosphaerellaceae.
AUGGCGAGGCUGCACGGCCACGCCGUCAUCACGACAUGCAGCCCCCGCAACUUUGAGUUGGCGAGACGAGCGGGAGCGACUCACGUUUUCGACUAUAACGAUCCAGAAGUCACGGCCAAGAUUCGCUCCGCUGCACCGGACUUGGCUCACGUUUUCGACACCAUCGGUUCGGCGACGUCCUCGGCUACGGCAUGCGAGGCGAUCGACGGGCGGCCUGGAGUCUUGUGCACCGUCCGGCCGGGCAAGGCCAACACGGGGAACGUGCCGCAGAACGUCAAGGUCACGGAUGUCUUCGUGUUCACAGCCUUUCCGACGCCGCAUUCGUACCGGGGGGCGGCACACUGGCCCAUCAACUUGCCGGACCACGAAUUGAGCGUUGAGCUGUACGAUCAACUGCCGACGCUCCUGGUGGAGGGGAAGCUCGUGCCUCCUGCGGUGAAGGUUGCGGGGGAGCUGGGUCCAGAGACCGUUGCUGAGGCCAUGAAUCUCAACCGCAGUGGCAAGAUAUCGGGGGAGAAGCUUUGCUUCAAGGUGUCGGCGGAUGCUACUGAUGAAACUGAGGGUGCAAAGUGA